AUGGCAGCAACUUUACGACCUUACCUUACGGCUGUGAAGCAUACACUAACAGCAGCUAUGUGCUUGCAGAAUUUUGAAUCGCAAGUUGUAGAAAGACAUAACAAACCCGAAGUUGAAGUAAAGUCCAGUAAAGAAUUAUUAUUAACUCCUGUUGUUAUCAGUAGGAAUGAAAAAGAAAAAGUUCUCAUUGAAGGUUCUAUCAACUCCUUGAGAAUAAGCAUAGCAGUUAAGCAGGCUGAUGAAAUUGAGAAAAUCUUGUGUCACAAGUUUAUGAGGUUUAUGAUGUUGAGAGCAGAAAAUUUUAUCAUUCUACGAAGGAAACCAGUGGAGGGUUAUGACAUCAGCUUCUUAAUUACCAAUUUCCACACAGAGCAAAUGUACAAACAUAAACUGGUGGACUUUAUCAUUCAAUUUAUGGAGGAAAUUGAUAAAGAAUGCAGAAGAGUUCUUGAAAUGUUUCUGAAGAAUUCACAGGUGUUCCCUGUCUGCACUGUCAAUACAGCCACCUAUAUUCCCAUCUGUUCACAGGGAAUACAGUUUCUCAUGUGUGUCUUGUAA
Messenger RNA from Acanthosepion pharaonis, 558 nucleotides. The record is from the annotation of a GenBank genome assembly. NCBI's taxonomy places the organism in Eukaryota, Metazoa, Mollusca, Cephalopoda, Sepiida, Sepiidae.